This is a messenger RNA of Moneuplotes crassus, 921 nucleotides long. The record is from the annotation of a GenBank genome assembly. NCBI's taxonomy places the organism in Eukaryota, Ciliophora, Spirotrichea, Euplotida, Euplotidae.
CAAAUGGCGAUGAACUUGAAACAAAUCAGACUAGCUGACCUGACCGAUUCGAAGAACUGGAUCGGCUCUUCAGAAGGUGACAAGUUUAUAUGGUUCGGGUUCAAGACUCCUUUCCAAAUCCCAUUUUUCCAGAGCUCUGGAGUCGAGAGAAGAUACUCCUUAGAUGAAGGAAGAGGCAUCAAAGUCGAGAGGAUCACCUAUUUGGUGAUGGAAUUCGAUACAUACGAAGGAACUGGUACUUCGCCUUGUGAGGAAAUGGUCACAUAUUUCAACCAGAUCCAAGAAGAUGCUAAGAAAAGAAAUGAAGAUAUUAGGCAAAAGCUUAUGAGUUAUUCAGAAUUUAACAAAUUGUGAGAAUUCUUGUGCAACUUCAAGAUCCAUACUGGAGAGGAUGCAGCAACUCUGUUUCCUUCUGAAAUCAGCCAGGCAUGUAACUCAACUCUGGUGCUAGCCCAUAGUGAGGUUUCCUACAUUGAGGAAAACCUUCCAAAUGAGGAGGAGAAAGGAGGAGAGAAUGAGAAUGAAGCCAAUGAUAUUCAAGGAGACGAACAGGAUGUUCACAAACAAAUCACCCCGUUCUUUAAGGAACUUAUAGCUAAAUUUGAAGAGAAAAAGGAUGCAAAGGACAAGCAGGAUAUCUGGAGAGUCAUGUUCCACAAGCUACAGACUGAUGAGUGUGUCGAUAUCAUUGAACAUCUCCAAUGGGCUAUGGAAUACCCUACAAAGAUCGGCAAGUUUAUUUUCAUGCUUCAUAAUCACUUGUUCAAGGAAGAUAAAGAGAUGAAAGGAGUGAUAAUCAAGAGAAAAAAGUAUGAAAAUAUCCAAAAAAUCGCCAAGGGGACUUUUUAUAUCAUCAACUUCAAGCCUUUCGAGAGGAAGCCAGUCCCACGCGCUUAAUUUCUACUAAGACAUGUUCUGAUA